This is a messenger RNA of Funneliformis geosporum, 2088 nucleotides long. NCBI's taxonomy places the organism in Eukaryota, Fungi, Glomeromycota, Glomeromycetes, Glomerales, Glomeraceae. The record is from the annotation of a GenBank genome assembly.
AUGUCGUCUAGUCCACUAUUACAAUUUGUAACUUUCUCUUCAGCUGUUGAAGCCACAUUUUGGCAUACUUUAUCCACAAGAAAAAUUGAUUUAUAUAAAUUAGAUGAUACUUCACAUGAUGUUUUAGGUUAUUACUCUACUGGUCGUACCGUAAUUUCACAACAUGCUACAGAGGCCAGCAUUUCUAUGCCAGCUCACUUGUGUCUUGGCACUGGAGCUUUCGAUGAUGCCAAUGAAGAAUCUUUUUCACGUUUACCUCCUUUCUCUUAUCCUUCGAUUGGAAAAAUAAAAAAUACUAAUACUAUAGAAGAUUUCAAAGGUCUUGACAAAACUUCAUUAUUUAAAGAAAUCACUGAACAAAUUUGGCAGGAUAUUACCUCUGGUGAAGCGAUAAAAAAUCCGUAUCUGAUUACCCGAUUUCUCCUUUUGACUUUUGCCGAUUUGAAGAAGUACAAAUAUCAUUAUUGGUUUGGUUUUCCCGCUUUAUUAACUGAACCACCGUGGAGUGUCUCCGAAAAUGGCCAAAUAAAAAGCAUUGGAGAUUCAUGGGAAUAUAACGAGAUUGCAAGCUUUAGGGAAAAUUAUGAUCUUUUUAGAAAACAUUCUGGUGCAAACGCAGGAUUUUUCCUUGUGAAAAAAUCUAGUCAAAAUGAAUUCAUGAUUGGUAGUCUAUCUGAAUGGGAUACAUUCUUUGAAAACUGUCAUGAUAAUGAGAGAAUUGUUGGAUUUGCUGAUCCUUCGAGCUUGCUCACAAAUCCCGGAUGGCCACUGCGUAAUCUUUUAGUGCUUUUGCAACGUCACUGGAACGUACAUAAGAUUAAAGUGAUAUGUUACAGAGAGAUUCCGGGAAAAAAAGAUAUUUCACAAACUCGUAUAUUGACGGUUGAAAUACCUGAUACCACCACAAUUUCUGACAAGUGUCCAAAAAGUGUAGGUUGGGAAAAGAAUUCCCAAGGAAAACUUGGUCCUCGUUCUGCUGACCUUGCACCUCUUAUGGACCCAAAGAAAUUGGCAGAUACCUCGGUUGAUUUAAACCUGAAAUUAAUGCGAUGGAGAAUUGUACCAGAUCUACAACUGGAAAAAAUCAGAGAAACAAAAUGUUUAUUACUUGGUGCAGGAACCUUAGGUUGUUACGUGGCAAGAAGUCUCUUGGGAUGGGGUGUACGCCAUAUAACGUUUGUUGAUAAUGCACGUGUUUCAUUCUCAAACCCUAUCCGACAACCGUUAUUUUUCUUUGAGGAUUGUCUUGAAGGCGGCAAGCCUAAAGCGCGGACUGCAGCCGAAAAUUUAAAAAAAGUUUAUCCCGGUGUAAUAACUGAAGGACAUGAUAUCAGUAUUCCAAUGCCAGGACAUCCAAUCACUUCAGAAUCACAAGUUCGUAGUGACGUUGAAAAAAUCAAACAACUCGUUGAAUCACAUGACGUGGUCUUUUUAUUAAUGGAUAGUAGGGAGAGUCGUUGGCUACCCACCAUGUUAGGCGCAAGCAUGCGAAAGCUUGUUAUAAAUACAGCAUUAGGCUUUGAUACUUAUGUUGUCAUGCGACAUGGAGUCAAAGAUCAACAUGCUGCUUCGAAAUCAACCGAUGCAUAUAGUAGCAAGAUGCCAAAAGUUGAUCAUUUAGGAUGUUAUUUUUGUAAUGAUAUUGUGGCACCAAUUGAUUCCCUGAAAGAUCGCACCCUUGACCAACAAUGUACGGUCACGCGACCUGGACUAUCAGCGAUUGCCGGUGCAUAUGCCGUUGAAUUGAUGAUUUCUGUUUUACAUCAUGAAAAAGGACCAGCAGCACCAGCCGAUACAAAUGAUGACCCUUCUAGCGCAGCAUCAACUCCUUUAGGUAUCAUACCACAUCAAAUUCGUGGAUUUUUAACAAAUUUUAACAAUUUGUUAAUUAUUGGACAAGCUUAUGAUAAAUGUACAGCUUGUUCUGAUAAAAUAUUAGAAGAAUAUAAAAUAAAUGGAUUUGAAUUUCUUAAGCGCGUUUUUGACUCGCCUACAUAUCUUGAAGAAUUAACAGGAUUAACUAAAUUACAUCAAGAAAGUGAAGCUGCAGGUGAUUUUGAUUGGGAUGAAGAAGAUACCGAGUUAUGA